AUGACCGCGUUAGGCGAAUUAAAACCAUUUGACGGAGAAAAGUGGGAGGUGUUUGAGCAACAGUUCGAAUGUUUUAUCUUAGUUAAUGAUAUAACUGAAGAAAAAAAAGUGCCUUUAUUAAUUACCAAAUUAACGGCCAAAGUGUUCGAAACACUGACUUAUUUAUGUUCACCAAAACAACCAAAGGAUUUAACUUAUAAAGAACUAGUAAAGAGACUUCAAGACAAAUAUGUCAAGACUUUAUCAACAACACUGGAAAGAGCCGAAUUUCGGAAAAGAAAUCAGUUGCCAAAGGAAAAAAUUCAGGAUUAUGCUCUCGAGCUGAGAAAGCUGGCUGGAAAAUGCAAUUUUAAAGAUGCCGAAGAUCAAAUUAAAGAAAAGUUCAUGGAAGGUGUGUCAUCAAAACUGAUCAAGUUCGAAUUAAUGAAAAGUCCGCCUGAAAUGACCUUGGAUAAAUGCAUCGAAUUAGGAAGAACGGUUGAAGCCGCUUUGCUCCACACAGGUAGCUCUGAAUGUGUGACUGAAAUGUUUUAUAACCGAGAGAAAGCAAAGCCAACUUACAAACCAAGGAAAAUGGAUAAUAGCAAUAAACUUGGAGGACAAUGUUACUGUUGUGGAAAACAUAAUCACAUUAAAGCAGAGUGUACUCUAAAAAAUAAAUUUUGUUCAGAAUGUGGAGUUCAAGGACACAUAUUCAGAAUGUGUCCCAAAAGAUCAAAACAAGUUAAUGUAAUAGAAACCACUACAUCAGGAAAUGAGGACGGUGAACGGGUGGAAACACCAGAGCACAAUUUGUAUGAAGGGUAUACAACAUAUACCGUUAACAGUAUGCAGAACAAUUAAUAAGAGACCGGUUUGCAGAAAUAUUUGAACCUGGAUGGGGGAAUUUCAAGGGCGAGGUGAUCAAUUUAAAACUGAAGCCUAAUGCUCAACCCAGGUGUCUACCAGCCAGGCGAGUACCCUAUGCACUGCGUGAAAAGGUAAAUGAUGAAAUUACUAGAUUGGUAGGAAAUGGUAGAAUUACAGCAGUCGAACAUAGUGAGUGGGGUACUCCAGUAGUACCUAUCAUAAAACCUGAUGGCUCGGUCAGGCUCUGUGGUGACUAUAAAUUAACUGUGAAUCCUUGUAUGGAAAUUGAUCACUUCCCUUUGCCUCAUGUUGAUGAUAUUUUAAAUUCUUUAAAGAAUGGCGAAUAUUACUGUGAACUGGACUUAAAAGAGGCAUAUUUGCAGGCUCCACUUAGUGAGGAUAGUAAAGAUUGUACAACUAUAGUAACAGAAUCAGGAACAUACAAAUAUAAUUACUUGCCCUUCGGGGUAAGUUCCGGCCCUGGGGCUUUCCAACGUUUAAUGAAAAAAACAUUAGCUAAUAUUCCUAAUACUGUAGUGUUUAUCGAUAACAUUUACAUAAAGGGUGAUUCGUUGCAAGACACUUAUGAAACAUUGUGUCAAGUCUUAAAAAAGUUGCAUGAUUGUGAAUUCAAAUUAAAAUCACAAAAGUGUAAGUUUUUUACUACUCAUCUAGAUGUAUUUGGGUACCGUGUAAACAAGAAUGGUAUCAGUGUGAUUCAGUCUAAUAUUGAACCAUUGUUAAAUGCUAAUGCACCAAAAAACCUGACCAUGCUCAGAUCAUUCUUGGGUAAAAUAAACUACUACUCUCGAUUUUUACAAGACAUGGCUACAACGCUAGCACCUUUAUAUGAAUGUACUAAAAAAAACAAAUUUAUCUGGACAACAGACUGUGAUGAAGCAUUUACGAAAAUAAAAAGAAAAUUAGCUUCUGCAGAUAAUCUUAGACAUUAUGAUCCUAAUUUGCCACUGAUCUUGACUUGUGAUGCUUCAGAUACCGGGCUCGCAGUAGUAUUAUCCAAUAGAGAUGAACAGGGUGUUGUAAAACCGAUUGCAUAUGCUAGUAAAAAAUUAAAUGAUGUUGAAAGAAAGUAUUGUACAAUAGACAAAGAAGCAAUGGCAGUGAUUUUUGGAAUCACCAAAUUUUACAAUUAUGUUUAUGGUCGUUUCUUUGAGCUUGAAACUGACAAUGCAGCUCUGACAAGAAUUUUUGGCCCAACUAAAAGUAUUCCAAAAAUGGCUGCCAAACGAUUGCAACAUUAUGCAAUUUUUUUAUCUGCAUUUAAUUAUAAAAUAAGGCAUAUAAAAACCAGUAUUAAUCCAGCUGAUUUUCUAUCAAGGUCCGUGUCUGAACAAAAGGAUAAUAUAAAUGAUGAUAUAAAUAUUCAUCCUGUAUUUGUGAACGCUAGUUAUAGUGUGUUGAGUUAUACUAACGAUUCCAACAUGAAAACCUUAGAUUGGAAAACAAUUCAAACAGAAUCAAAAAAAGAUGUUGUUUUGUCCAAAUUAAUAAGGUAUUUGACAGAUGGCUGGCCAGAAAAGAAAAACUUAGAUAAAGAAGUGUUACCAUUUUAUAGCAGAAGGAAUGAGUUAACUAUGGACAGAGGUUGCUUAUUUUGGGGAUAUCGAAUAUUAAUACCUCACACUGUUCGAGAAUCGGUUUUGGUUGAAUUGCAUAAAAGUCAUUUUGGAAUCAUUAGAAUGAAAGAAAUCGCACGCUCAUAUUUUUGGUGGCCGAACCUUGACUCAGAAAUAGAAAACAUUCCCAAAAAAUGUAUAACUUGUUUGCAAAAUAGUAAAACGCCUUCGAAAACACAGAAACCGUGGCCUGUUCCCCCUUCAGUGUGGUACAGAAUUCAUGCUGAUUUCCUGGGCCCAUUUUAUAAUAAAAUGUUUCUGGUCAUAGUAGACAGUUAUUCUAAAUGGCCAGAGAUAUAUGAAAUGACUAAUAUUACUAGCUCUCGUACAAUAGAGGUAUUUGAAAGUGUAUUUUCUCGUUUUGGAUAUCCAGUUCAUUUGGUGACAGACAAUGGUCCUACAUUCACCAGUCAGAAUUUUAAAGACUUUUGUAGUAAUGGCAACAUUAAGCAUACAUUUUCACCGCCGUAUCAUCCAGCGACGAACGGUGCAGCUGAACGAUUUGUGGAAACUUUUAAGUCCGCUAUUACUAAAAUUAAAGAGAGUGGACUAGAUUUACGAUCUUCUAUCAAUCUGUUUAUGUUUGACUAUAGAAGUACACCACAACGCACUACAGGAAUAUCACCUGCUCGCCUAAUGUUAAACCGAGAAGUAAGAAAUAGAUUUAGUUUAUUGCGCCCUCCUCCUCUGUCAGAAGUGGUGCAGGAGAGAGUGGAAAAAAGGGACCAAGGGAGAAGGGAUAUCAGCUUUGUAAUAGGUCAGAAAGUAAUGGUUAAAGACUACAGGAAGGACAGCAGGCCGUGGGUUCAAGGGCUUGUUAUAGAGGAGUCAAUACCAGGAACUACCUAUGUGGUAGAUGUAGAAGGGUUUAAGUGGAAACGUCACAUAAAUCAGAUGUUAAGCUGUUCUAAUGAGUUAGAAGAUUUAUGUUAGUUUA
Leguminivora glycinivorella is the source of this 3423-nucleotide messenger RNA. RefSeq lists its product as uncharacterized. Gene Ontology annotation, molecular function: nucleic acid binding; zinc ion binding. The transcript has 2 exons. Bases 1 to 843 code for a protein of 280 amino acids. The record is from RefSeq and is a predicted model, not a curated record. NCBI's taxonomy places the organism in Eukaryota, Metazoa, Arthropoda, Insecta, Lepidoptera, Tortricidae.